Nycticebus coucang (slow loris) is the source of this 2912-nucleotide messenger RNA. It is a transcript of the gene PRR18, whose product is annotated as proline rich 18. The record is from RefSeq and is a predicted model, not a curated record. NCBI's taxonomy places the organism in Eukaryota, Metazoa, Chordata, Mammalia, Primates, Lorisidae. The coding region runs from base 714 to 1652 and encodes 312 amino acids. The transcript has 2 exons.
CCUGUUGGAAUGCUUUCAUGUUUCUGCACCUAGAAUGUAUGUUAGCAGUGGAUGUAAGCCGGCCUCACUGUCAGUCACUGCUGUGGCGAUAAAUAUAUCGCCUUGUUCCCAGUAAUUACUCAUUAGGACUUUAUCUAAUAUUUCCCAUGUCAUCGUCGUCACAUAACUGAAACUUAACUAUUUUGCCUACCCGUAGAUAGGAAGUUAGGUUUGUAAUUUUAAAAUGAUUUCCUGCAAUGUACUUCCUCCGCCUCUGAGUUCCAGCCGGCUGUUCCUCCGAGACCCCACGCGGGAGUCGCAAUACCUGAAUACGCCGCAGCGUCCUUCCCACCGUGGGAAAGCACUGCGAGGUUCCCAAGGGUUUCUCUCUCCCGUGCACCCCCAGCCUGUGAUCCGGGAUCGCCGCUCCCCCGAGGGCCAGCUGAGGGAGCUGGCGGGACGUGGGUUCCUGGCGGGCAACAGUGUGCGGUGACACCAGCCCGGCCCGCGGGCGGCGCUCUCCGCGAGCGCGCGGCUCCUCCUCCCGCCGGCUCGGCCCAGCCCCGCGCGGUCGGACGGCAGAGGCGGCUCCCGCAGGGUCCAGCUCCGGAGUGCCGGAGUUGAGCGGGAGACCCGGCCCCGGGAGGAGAGAAGGGUGGGGGCGCCUUCGCUUGAAGUACGGGGUUUGGGAGAUGUGAGGAGGACGAGAUGCUGCGGAGGGACGCAGGAGACUGAUGGCCCGCCGGCUCGGCUGCACGGUACCUUUCCCGCCCAUGUCACAGCCGCCCGCCCCGGCCCCGGGGGUCCCCGCCGCGCGCCAGCCCCAGAGGCCCAGCGCGCAGCCCGCGCCUUCGCCGCUCGCCGCCGCCGAGGAGAAGAGGAGGCCCCCGGAGAGGUCCGAGGUGCUUCUCUCCAGGUCCUGGCCCUCGGCCACCCUAAAGAGACCGCCGGCCCGGCGCGGCCCCGACCCGGGCAGGACGCGGCCGCCCGCCCCUCCGCGUUCCUCGCCCCGGGCCUCACCCAGCCGCACGCGGGCCCCGACCACGUGCAGCACGCCCCGGCGGGCUGGCUCUGGCCUCAGCCCGGCAAGGGCCGCCUGCGCAGGGACCGCCACAGGGACUGGAGCCACCACCUCGGGGACGUCGGCGCGGGCGCGGGCGGGGACAGAGGCCCGGCCAGAUGACGCCCUGCGCUUUUCCUUGAGCCUCACCCCCGAGGCGGUCCUGGUCAUCCAGAAGCGCCACCUGGAGAAGCGGCUGCUGGCGGAGCCGCGCAGGCCCUUCCCCGAGCCAUCGGCCGACCCCCGGCGCCUGCUCGUCCCCUGUUCCCUCGCUGGAGACGCCAGUCCGCAGAGAGGCGGCGCCACCAGCUGCCCCGACGGUACCGCGGCCGCGGGCUUCCGCUGCCGCGCGACGCGAUUCCCGGGGCUGCCCUGCGGCCCGCAGGCGCCUGAGUCCGGCUCGCGGCCCGCCGACCUACGCCCGCUGCUCAAGGUGUCGCUGCUCAACGAACGACACAAGUACGACGACGUGGAGUACGAGGAAGAGACCGAGGCCCUGGACGAAGGCCUAGUGCAAAAGUGCACCGACUGGCUGCGCGGCGUGGAGGCGGCGGCCGCCGCGCGGGACCGAGCGGGGCGCCUGGGCGCGCUGCCGCACUUGAGCACGCUGUGAGCGGGGCACGGGCCGGGCCUGACGCCCGCACCCCUGCGGACCGUACUCCACCCACCCCGGGCUCUCGUGGGGGACGCACAGCCCAGUCUGGCCGCGGUUUCUCCUCGGUGCUGGUGAACCGAGCAGGCCCGCCCGACGCCCGCGGCCCCUCUCCCGCCUCGCCGCUCCAGUCCCCCUUUGUCUCUCCCCGACACCGGUGGUUCCUCCCCAGAAGUCCCAGCGGCUGGCCGGGGAGCGGGCAGCUGUUAGAUGCCUACUGUGUGUUUAGUUCCAGGGGCCCUUUGUGUGGGGCAGGCCUGCCCCCGCCAGGUCCACGCCUGGACUGAGCGCUAGUCUGCGCCGCCCGCUGCAUGUGGAACGUGGUGCUGAGUUUAUCACUUUAUUUUCUCCCAACUCAGAAACAUGUUGGGGGUAGUGGAAAGCCUGGAAGUCAAACUUGAUGUAAUUUCCAGUAUCUGCAGAGGAAGGGUGAUGACCUGGAACGAGUCAUGCGCUUGAUGUCAGCUCUGCCCUGUGGUCACACAGCCGAUGACUCAUGGUCAGCAUGGUGUACUGGGUGCGCACGUGCGUACACGCUCACAUCGCCACGCACGCCCGCAAAACGCGCCCCUGAUCCCCCGUGAACACACAUAAUCACACUCACACAUACAUGCACACCCAGAGUCUCUCCUGAAGCAGUUUUGGGAAUUGUUCCCAAUGGUUGGAUUAAGGCAGGAGCUGGAGUGAGGGUCAGCUUUUUUAAAAAUCAAAUCAUCUCUAUUUGAAGUGCUCACAACAUCGCUUUUGUGGAAAGAAAAGGUAACGUACGGAAAGGGGCAGUGCUGGAGCCUGUAACCCCCAGAGGCUGACAGGUGCCAGGGCCCCCUAGAGAUUUGCUAGGAAAGAGGAAGGCCCUGGGCGAGGUGGAAGAAGUGGUGUAUUUAUUUUUGGCAUUUUUAGUCACUGUAUGAAAAUCAGUGAUGACUUAUACAGCUGUAUAUAGUGAUUAAAAUUUUUCUAUUUAUUAUUUGAAUAAUGAGUAAAUUUUUAUUAACCGUAUCCUUUACCCUGCUAACUGGAGACUGAUUUCUAGAUAUUUCUUCCAUGCAUCUGGGUAUAUUUAACUCUAAGGAUGAAAAGAAAAUAAAGUGUUAUAAUCAGAUAAGACUGGUUACAGAAGAGUAAUGUGUUACCUCAAAUGUUGACUGAGUUUGUAAGUCAAUUACCAGCUUAAUGUUUGUUUCGUUAGACUUUAAUGUGUCAAGCCUGAAUUAUAUUUUA